UUUCCUGGGCGUCACUGUACGACGUGUCAGUGAGGAACCGCAAUCCAUUUCCGAACUGAACAGUUGGUACUGGAGCCUAGCAUGGAGGAGGAGGCGAAAAUUAUUCGAGAGGGUUACCUUGUCAAAAAGGGGACGGUGUUCAACUCUUGGAAAGCUGUUUGGGCAGUUCUUUUAGAAGAUUCAAUUGAGAUUUACAGUAAAAAAACUGAUGGGAGUCCGAAGGGUGUCUUUCCCUUGAAGGGGAGUUCAGUUGUAUCCCCAUGUCAGGACUACAGCAAAAGAGCGUUUGUUUUCAAGUUGCAUACAGUAAAGAAUCAGGACCAUUACCUGCAAGCUUCACACCUUGAGGAACGUGAUGCCUGGGUGAAAGACAUGAAGAGGGCCAUUCAGUUUAUUGAAGGUGGUCAGAAAUUUGCACGAAAGUCGACUAGAAAGUCUAUCAGGUUGCCAACAAAUAUAAAUUUGGGUGCUUUAUACCUCUCUAUGAAAGACCCUGAAACUGGAGUGAAAGAACUUAAAUUACAAAAGGAGAAGAAAACCUUCAAUCACUGUUUUGCAGGUGGCUCUGUGAUUGACUGGUUGCUGUCAACUAACUUUGUAAGGAACCGGCGUGAGGGCAUCCUGCUGGCAGCUGCCCUCGUCUGUGAUGGGUACAUACAGCCAGCAGAGGACAGGACCAAGGAGGCAGCUGAACGAAUCGCGGAAAACUGCUUUGUGGAUGACUCUGAUGCUUAUUAUUAUUUUGCUGACAGUGGGUUUUUCAGCGAAGGAAACUCAAGUGAUGAUGAAGAUGUUUUAAAGGAGGAAUUUCGAGGGGUUAUUAUAAAGCAGGGUUGUCUGCUGAAGCAGGGCCACAGGAGAAAAAAUUGGAAAGUACGGAAGUUUGUGCUUCGUGAUGACCCUGCCUACCUGCACUAUUACGACCCAGCUGCGGGUGAUCAGGAUGAUCCCCUUGGUUCCAUCCAUCUCCGCAGCUGUGUGGUGACUGCAGCAGACGACCUUGCAGAUGGAAAGAAAUCUGAUGUUAGAGGAAAUCUCUUUGAAAUCAUCACGGCCAGUGAAGUGCAUUAUCUGAUGCAGGCUGCCACACGGGAAGAACUCACAGAAUGGAUUAAAGUCAUUAAAAAAGUAGCCACUAGUGGAAAAUAAAGGCACAGUUAAAACAAUAUUGUAUCACUAAUAUGCAAGGGCAAUUCAAAUAUGCAGUAUUAACCUCAACUUUAAAGUAUUCAACCCUUUAUUCAUGGGAUCAGCAACAAAUUGAUAUGCUAUUGAUGUUGCAGACAUAAACUUUUGCAAUGAUCUAAUUAAAUAGCAUGACUGGUAUUAUUCACUCAUCAGAUUUUGCUUAUGAUAUUUGAAAGUGUGCUUUGUAAAUACUGUCAACAAACUAACAUCUGAUGGAUUGUAAAUUUGUGGCUCGUGGGUAAGGUUGGAAUAAAGAAAGUUUUUCACUUGU
Molecule: messenger RNA, 1459 nt
Organism: Hypanus sabinus (Atlantic stingray)
Lineage: Eukaryota; Metazoa; Chordata; Chondrichthyes; Myliobatiformes; Dasyatidae
Gene: plek
Product: pleckstrin
Exons: 9
Coding region: 82-1149 (355 amino acids)
Biological process (GO): actin cytoskeleton organization; intracellular signal transduction
Cellular component (GO): plasma membrane
Source: RefSeq, a predicted model, not a curated record